Messenger RNA from Oncorhynchus nerka (sockeye salmon), 2932 nucleotides. Its product is annotated as ras-related protein Rab-39B-like. Bases 103 to 753 code for a protein of 216 amino acids. The record is from RefSeq and is a predicted model, not a curated record. Gene Ontology annotation, molecular function: GTP binding; GTPase activity. The transcript is spliced from 2 exons. NCBI's taxonomy places the organism in Eukaryota, Metazoa, Chordata, Actinopteri, Salmoniformes, Salmonidae. Gene Ontology annotation, cellular component: Golgi apparatus. Gene Ontology annotation, biological process: vesicle-mediated transport; Rab protein signal transduction.
AGAAGGCAGUAGGCAGCAGCAGUCACUGGCUUUGUAAACAUAACGUGCUGCGCAGCUUUGUUUCGGAACCACCACCAUUGUGGGUCUCUCUCUAGCCAUGUCAUGGAUAUUUUGUGGCAAUAUCAGUUCAGGAUAAUUUUGCUCGGAGACUCGACGGUAGGGAAAUCGUCUUUGCUGAAACGGUUUACAGAUGGAAUUUACAGCGAUGUAGCGGAUCCAACGGUCGGUGUGGAUUUUUAUGCCCGUUCGCUAGACAUUGAGCAAGGGAUUAAAAUCAAGCUUCAACUGUGGGACACGGCUGGACAGGAACGAUUCAGGUCCAUCACUACUUCCUACUACCGUAACUCAGUGGGCGGGCUCCUCGUGUUCGACCUGACCAAUCGCAAGACCUUUGACCACGUGAGAGAGUGGCACAAGGAAGUGAGCGAGCACAUUCUGCCGCACCACAUGGUCUACAUUCUGAUUGGCCACAAAAGCGACCUAAACAAGGACCGGAAGGUGACGCGGGACGAGGCUGAGCAGCUGGCGGCAGAGAUGGGGAUCCGCUAUGUGGAGACAUCGGCUAAGUGCAACAGCAACGUGGACCGGGCCUUCCAGCUGCUCAGCAGGGACAUCUAUGAGCUGAUGAAGAUGGGGGAGAUCACCACGAGGGACGGAUGGGAUGGGGUAAAGAGCGGCCUCACCACGGGGGUCCUGUACCCGGGCGAAGAGGACAUUGAGGUGGAGCCAAGGGAGAGGAGCUGCAACUGCUGAGAGACUGAGCCUCAAUCUCUGACCCCUGACCUCAUCCAUGGUCAUGUUCAUUAGGCACCAAAUGGAAGAAAACGGACUGAAAAAGAGAGGGACUACUUGGAAUUGUCCAAUAAGAUUUUUAUUUUCCAUUGCGAAACGUUUUAGAAAACGUGUUCCAAUAUGUGCCCUAAUAAACACGACUCAUGUCUCCACUGUUGUUCCCCCUCUCUUAUCUCCACAAGUAUCUCACAUUGUCUCACAGUUUAGUCAGUUUCCCAUCGAAAUUAAGCCACAGUCUAAAGUGAGGCCCUUGUCCUAUGACAUCAUCAUCACACGUCCACGUGUCACCUUAUGCUUAGUGUAGAUAGGAUGCCAGUCCCCUCUGUAUCAGUUCCUACAGAGGUCAGGAUGGGGCUGUUUUCUGAUGGGAGUACACAAUACACAUCCUGUAGUAUACAUCUUGAUGUGACAAAAGCUUCUCUACAAACACAAAAGUCUGAGUCUUUAGGCCAAACACUAGUGUAAAUCCUUGCAGUGGAAAAGCAUCAUACAUGUACAUGCUAAACGUACAAACAUUUGCAUCACCUGGGUAGCUUUGGGCUCAGUUAGGUAAGACAGACACAGAGGCUGCAUUUUCACAGGCAGACAAUUCUGAUAUUUUGCCCAAUUAUUGUUCAUUUGGCCAAUGAGAAAAGGCCUUUUGCCAAUAAGUGGGCAAAAGAUCAGAAUUGGGCUGCAGCCAGAGACACCUGUAUGAGAGCGAUCAGGCCUUGAGUUAUUCCAGUACAUACCCUAUUCAUUCCUGGAUGCCCUUUGCUGCCACAGGAGUUACUGGAGUCUCAAGCAAGCGAGGGUCAGGACUUGCGGACAAUGCAUUAUUGUGGUCUGGCAUCACUCCCAUUACGUUGUUGUUGGUUGGCUCUGCGUGUGUGUGUGUGUGUGUGUGCAUAUGUCGUUGCUCUGCCUGCAGUCCCCUGAGACUGUACAUCAUGUUCGGUAUGGUUAGCUCUGGUGUUAAAAGGUCACUGAUAAUAGGCAGGGAGAAUAAACUGUACUCUAUAUGUGUCACCACGACCCCCCAUCCGCUGCUAAUCAAUAUGGUCCUGUAGACUACUAAUCUAAGUAAGUGCACAUAAGCCAAAUCAUUUUCAUGUUGUGAACUUCCUGAGUAAUGUUUUCAACAUUUUUAAAAACAUAUCUAUCAUUUGUAGUACAUUGCUGAAGCCACAAACAAUUUGGUAGUCACUCUUUGUAUUUGAAUACUAUAUGGCAUAUUAAAAACAAAACAAACCUUCCAAGGUGGGAAAACCACACCAAACAAUUUUCCUUUAAUUGGAGAGAGGUAUUGGCUGACUUUAAGACUGCUCACAUGGGGCUUUUGUUGCCUUAAUAACAAUUUAUUGGCAUUAUUACAUUAUCUGGUUGAGAACAUGACAUUUUGGCCCUAAUGGCUUCCAUGCUCCAUCAGAAUGGAUCCGAUAUCAAGACAGACAGAAUUUUGCACUGCUCUGUCUAUAGUCCCUUUCUGCUUGCAGAGAGGCACAGGAAGAUAACUCUAGUUUCCUUUGGCUACUACCUCUAUACAGCAAACCCCAGUGCAGAUAACAUUUGCGCUGAGACUUGGCUGUAGAUUCUGGUGUUACCAUAGGAGUGUACAGCCAUGGCUCAGGGCCUAGAUAACAGCUCACUUUGCCUGGUUCCUCCUACCUCCCUCCUUCCUUCCCCUCAGCUCACCUUGUCCACCUCUCACCAGCACCACACCUCACCAGACAUUUCACACACUGUAGAUGACAGGAGAGACAUUGUGCAUUCAGCAACAGUGGCUUUAUAGGAUAUUGUGUUCUAUGUUGGUUUUGUGUUUUAGUGGUCAUUGGGCAAUGUCCAGGAGCAUCCGGGCUGUAUCAUGGCCAUGCGACUUGACUUGUUGAAAGGAAUGUCUAACUAACUAACUUUUGUAAGCCUUUACAUACAUUCUGGCAAACAACUUACAAAGCCUCAGCAAACAAUUUCUUGACAACAGUAUGUGUUUUUGUCUACAUACAGUCCUUAUGUUUUGCCUCUUGCUUUACAAAGUCUGAUGCAAACAUAGUUUAGUUGUUCCCGCACUCAUGGGUUUAACCAGGUUUAUAGUUAUGCCGUGGUCCGUUUUUUUCAGCUCCAGUGAACAUUCACAGACUUUGAUUAAACCUCUGUUAUCACA